Alosa alosa (allis shad) is the source of this 2095-nucleotide messenger RNA. RefSeq names its product cilia- and flagella-associated protein 100-like. The transcript is spliced from 16 exons. Lineage: Eukaryota; Metazoa; Chordata; Actinopteri; Clupeiformes; Clupeidae. The record is from RefSeq and is a predicted model, not a curated record. The coding region runs from base 162 to 1898 and encodes 578 amino acids.
GUUCGGGAAAGUUGUCAAUAAUAAAUAUUUAUAUGCACAUGUCAGUGACGGUUAUACAAAAGGCGACCUUGAUAUUGCAAUCUGUGUUAGAAUGCUUUUGUAGUUUGCCUUUAUUACUGAGGAGAAAUAUUUAUGAAGCUAAACGGUAACGUCAAAACACUAUGAAGAAACAUUUUAAUGUCUCACUGGUUGUGCCUGUGAUGAAAAAAGGAACGGGGAAGACUGUAGCAACAUCAAAUGACUAUAAUUAUCUCUUAAGAAGGUUCGGCCUUGCUUCAGAUAAGAAGACAGAGUCUCAAAACCCAUUUGUUGUUCCCACGGAUAUUGACAUUUUCAAAAGAAGAGUAGAAGAAAGCCAUGAGAAACAGCAAGAGAAAGUAUUUCAGAGCAAACUGCCUGUUCAUGAGAAGACCACCCUGCUUUACCGCCGCAGAUGCCACUCUGCCCCAUUACGGGAGCUCAGAGAGGAGCCAGAAUAUGAAACAAACCAAUCCAAAAGAGAUAAAGCCAAAUGGACAACAGUUAUUUCAAAUGGCCGCUGUAAAGAAAAGGAGAGCAUACAGGAUUAUAAAGAUGAACAAAAAGAAAUGUUCAUGGCGCAGUAUGCAUUGGCAGUUAAAAAAGAAACCAUUCGAAAGAUGAAGAGAGACUCAGAGCAUGCAAUGCGCAAAAUGAAACAGGCAGAACUGGAUCUUGAGGAGGAUGCAGUGGCCUUUGAGGAAUUCCUCAAACUAAACGAUCAAAGUUCUGUGGAGGCUGUAAAACUGGCAGAGAAGGAAACUAUGGCUAAAUUGGAGAAAACCGCAGAGAUUAAAAAAGUGACGUCAGAAAUGAUGACUGUCAAAAGUGACAUUUCGAGGCACCAGGAGGUGCUAAAUGAGUACGGAAUAUACAGGAAGUUCCUCACAGCUUUGGCGCCGCCCGAGUUUAGAGACGAGCAGAAGCGCAAAAGAGAGGAAAGGAGACGGGUGAAGUUAUCUGGGCUGAGAGAUAAGGCCGUUCACCAACAUCUGCAAUCUGCCAAAGGGGAUAAGCAACCAAGCAUGGCCCUUACAAGACAAAAUUCAAAGAUGUUGAAGACAAUGCCGACUAGACCUUCCAUGAAUACAAGAAGACCGUCUGGUCUUCAAGGGAAGAAAAACUCACUUCCUGAAAUAGCUGAGGAACCAAAAUAUGAAUCUGAUGUUUUUGAGAGCGAUGAGGAGCCUGAGAUCUACUUCACAGACCCGCAAGAGAUGCUGAAUAUCUUGGCUGACUUGGAGGAACAAAAUCUCUCCUACAUCCAGAAUUUUCAGGAGACAGAGGAGGCAACGGAAGAGUUCCGCUGUCAAGUUCUAAUGACACAGAAGAAAAUGAAAAGUCAGACGGAAAUACUUGAGAAACAAAUUGAAAUUAUUCAGGCUGCCAUUGAGAGAGAAAAGGAGAAGACCCAAGAGUUACAACUGAAGUCAAAAAUCUUCUCUUUUGGGGAGUUCAGAGCUGAUAAACAGGAUUCUAUGCUUGAUCAGCUUCAUAAAAAAGUGAGGGAGGUCUACAUAAGCUGUGUUGGGAACGUGGACUGUAAGAUCAGCACAGUACAAAUGCUUGCCAGAAUAGAGCACAAAAUGCUCGAGAUGCUGGAAUGCCUCGAGCUCCAGCCACAAGACAAGUUGAAAAUGCUGAAGGCUGCUAGAGAGAAGGAAACCAGAAUGAGACUGAGGGAGGAGAAGGCCCGCUUAAAGCAACAGCAUCAGGAGGAGAGGAUCAGAGUAGCCCUGGAGAGAGCCACACGUGCUGCCAAAAAAUGGGCUGGUAGAAAACUGAUGGGACGAUCUGAGCCCCCUGCGAUCAAGAAAAAUGAUCAAAAUCAUUUGAUGGCAACAAAAGAACAGGAGGAUUUGUUGUAUUUCUUUUCUUAAUUUACGACGUGCAAAUAGCAAGCAAGCGUAGUAACUUUGUGAUAUAUUUUAACUCACGCAAGUCAGUUCAAAUGUACUGUGUGUAGUUUUCUUUAUAGUAUUGCACUACGAUAUGUUCAAUCUGGCUCAGUUGUGUACAAGAAUAGAUCUACUCAGGAUCUGCUACUGUUAAGUAUUAAAGGCUUUUAGAGUUUGGA